Messenger RNA from Rana temporaria (common frog), 1960 nucleotides. It is a transcript of the gene AP3M1, whose product is annotated as adaptor related protein complex 3 subunit mu 1. Lineage: Eukaryota; Metazoa; Chordata; Amphibia; Anura; Ranidae. Gene Ontology annotation, cellular component: cytoplasmic vesicle; clathrin adaptor complex. The transcript has 9 exons. Bases 106 to 1362 code for a protein of 418 amino acids. The record is from RefSeq and is a predicted model, not a curated record. Gene Ontology annotation, biological process: endocytosis; intracellular protein transport.
GGUCUUGGCCGCCAUCUUUGUUGAGGCAACGCUGGUUGGAUGAUGUGUCAAGAGGCUUAGGAGGGCUCCUCACUUCCUGCUGGUUCCUAUUCAUUGAUUUCGAAGAUGAUCCACAGCCUCUUCCUCAUCAAUGGGUCAGGUGACAUCUUUUUAGAGAAACACUGGAAGAGCGUAGUGAGUCGCUCUGUGUGCGAUUAUUUCUUUGAAGCUCAGGAGAAGGCAGCGGAUGUGGAGAAUGUUCCUCCCGUCAUUCCCACCCCUCAUCAUUACCUUAUCAGCAUUUACAGAGAAAACAUGUUCUUUGUGGCAGUCGUUCAGAGUGAGGUGACUCCACUUUUUGUUAUUGAGUUUCUUCAUCGAGUCGCAGAUACAUUUCAGGAUUAUUUUGGGGAGUGCUCAGAGACCUGCUUGAAGGAUAACGUGGUCAUUGUGUACGAGUUGCUGGAAGAGAUGUUGGAUAAUGGAUUUCCAUUGGCAACCGAGUCAAAUAUCUUGAAGGAGUUGAUCAAACCCCCAACAAUCCUGAGAUCUGUAGUGAACUCCCUCACAGGGAGCAGCAAUAUGGGAGACACACUACCCAGUGGACAACUGUCUAACAUCCCAUGGAGAAGGGCUGCAGUCAAGUACACCAACAACGAGGCCUAUUUUGACGUCAUUGAGGAAGUUGAUGCAAUCAUAGACAAAUCUGGUUCCACGGUGUUUGCUGAGAUCCAGGGAGUUGUAGAAGCCUGUGUCAAGCUGACUGGAAUGCCUGACCUCACCCUGUCUUUUAUGAAUCCGCGGCUCCUGGAUGAUGUCAGUUUCCAUCCUUGUGUCCGAUAUAAACGCUGGGAAUCUGAAAAAGUUAUGUCCUUCAUUCCCCCAGAUGGAAACUUCCAACUCAUGUCUUACCGUGUUAGCUCACAAAACCUGGUUGCCAUUCCUGUCUAUGUAAAGCACAACAUUGUCUUCCAAGAAAACAGCUCAAGUGGAAAAUUUGAUGUGACUGUGGGGCCCAAGCAGAACAUGGGCAAGCCUUUGGAAAGUAUAGUAGUAACUGUACAUAUGCCAAAAGUUGUCUUGAACAUGAACCUCACUCCAAACCAAGGAACCUACGUAUUUGAUCCGGUUACCAGAGUACUGAAGUGGGACAUUGGAAAAAUAAACACACAGAAGCUUCCCAACUUGAAGGGAACCAUCUCUCUACAGUCAGGGGCCCCAAAACCAGAAGACAACCCCAGUUUAAACAUCAACUUUAAGAUACAACAGCUUGCAAUCUCAGGGCUCAAGGUGAACCGCUUGGACAUGUAUGGGGAGAGAUACAAGCCUUUCAAAGGCGUGAAGUAUCUGACCAAAGCAGGAAAGUUCCAGGUGCGCACAUAACACGUACGCCUCACGGCCUUUACCUAUGAGCUUGCCUUGAAGUUUGGACGUACUCCUCACCAUCUUUCCAGACAUUUUCUUGUGUGCCCAGGAAAAAUCUCUAUAGUAAAUGACAAGGCUGUGGAAGGUGUCAGCGUUAGAACUGCCAAAAGUAAUAAUGAAAUAGAAAAAGGGAACACUAUGGACUUUAUUUAAUUGACCACGUUUACGUUUGAUUCCUAUUGGUGUGUGGAUUACCACGAAUAAUGUUAUGACUUGUCAAGGUGGCCAGUGCAUUUACUCUGGGAUUGUCCUUUAUGCUGCUCUAUUCUGGGGGGUAAACACAAUAUUACAUCUAUAAUGUUUUAGUUACCCCAAGUCGUCAAAUGCAGCUUGAUGACGGGCUCCAUAAACGACAAAGGAAAAGCAUUAUUCACCAAGUACAUGUCUCCACUAAAUCCUGAUCUGACCCAAGUAACCAGAACACUGUAGUUCCGAUGUCCUCCAAUUUAGGUGGAAUGCUAGUUCUUCCUUAUGGUAAACCUUUAAAAAUUGAGUAUUCUGUGUUUGGUGCCACAACCUAUUGUAAGUGCGGACCACAAUGCCCUUCAGUACCACG